UUGAAUGUGCCCCAUGUGGAUGAUAUUGUGUUCAAUGUACCGAUAGAUAUUGAAGGUGAAUCACUGCUGGAUGGUUCCGAUACUGCUAAUUCACUACUUCCGGAAGCUAUCGGAUACUGGCAACAGGCUCUUUCGGUUCGUCCAACAAUUUCACCAAUUCGGUUAUAUAGAAAAUGUGUUUCCAAUCGCUAUUACACUCGUCCUGGUGAUAAUUAUCAAUCCUGUGAAAAAGCAUGCCGAGAAAAUACAACAUGCGGUGAAGUUAUUGUACCCGAUGAACAUUUAUAUGAUAUACGAAGAUGCGAUAGCAGUGGUCUUCCAGAUGGACCUGGAGUAAGUGGAGCUGACUUUUUGCUCUAUGUUUCAGCUGUCAAGUCCGAAAGAUGCGUUGGGGUUGAUACAGUUGCAUAUGCAGCUCAUUGUCAACAGGAAGCCAUAUUUGAUCGUCCAAUUGCCGGACAUGUUAAUCUGUGUCCAAGUGCAUUGUCGGUAGAAACGCACGAUCGUGAAGUGUUACUGUCAACGGUGAAACAUGAAAUUCUUCAUGCCUUAGGAUUUUCAGCAGGGCUUUAUGCAUUCUUUCGUGAUGAAAAUGGCCGUCCUAGAACCAAACGGUGGAAUCCAAAUAAUAAGCCAGAAUCUUUGAACGUCGAGCGUGGGUAUUAUAAUUGGGACAGCUCAACUAUUCGAACAAUUGUUCGUGAUGACUGGUGGACUGCGAAGGGACGGACUUUGCAUGAGGUGCAUGUUAUGGUUACUCCUCGAGUUCGAAAGGAAGCGAUCCUCCAUUUUGGAUGUAAAGAUCUCGAAGGUGCGGAACUGGAAAACCAGGGUGGCGAAGGUACCGCGCUCACUCACUGGGAGAAGCGGCUUUUCGAGAACGAGGCAAUGACUGGAACACACACUCAGAACCCAGUUUACUCAAGGCUUACUCUCGCUCUUUUAGAAGAUUCUGGAUGGUACAAAGCGAAUUAUAGCGUUGCCGAAACGUUGCAUUGGGGUAAAGAUCUUGGGUGCGAGUUUGCAAUGAAAAGUUGUGGUGAAUGGAUACAAAAUCAACAUUUGCCGCCGUCACCAUACUGCGAUGAAAUCAAACAUGAUGGUACUCGAUCGCUAGCAACAACUCGAUGUACUACUCAACGAGACUCAUUAGCGUUGUGUAAUUUGGUGCCAUACAAACAGCCGUUACCAGAAGAGUAUCUUAAUUUUGAUUACUUGAAAGGUGUUCGUAGUGAAGGGUUGAAGUACUACGGGGGCUCAGUAGAACUUGCCGACUACUGCCCUUAUAAUCAAGAAUUUGAAUGGAAGGCAACAAAUUUGACAGAACGACGAGAUAGCCGUUGUGAGCUGCCUGGAAACUUAGUUCCCGAGGACACAAAUACGAUACUUGAAGUCUAUGGUGAAGACUCAAUGUGCUUUGACUUAAAAACUUCAUGGACAGAAAAACGCUGCGGGAUGCUAAGAAAUUUCACUCAAUAUAUGGCUGGUUGCUAUGAGUACCACUGCAUGGACGGUCUUCUUCACUUGCAAAUAUUCAAUGGUUCAGAUUUGUAUCCCUGUUAUCAUCCAGGUCAACCAAUUUAUAUCCGACGGAUUGUGAAUGGUUGGUUACGUGAAGGGACUAUAUUAUGCCCGGCGUGCGACGACUUCUGUCACGAACCUCCAAAUGACUAUAUUGGAGAUGAACCACUGAAAGAGCCAUGUUUUGCUUGUGCUGUCAAAUACAGUCUAACUUUGUUGUUAAUUCUACUAUCAUUGCCUUCUUUUCUUUGA
Messenger RNA from Enterobius vermicularis (human pinworm), 1773 nucleotides. The record is from the annotation of a GenBank genome assembly. NCBI's taxonomy places the organism in Eukaryota, Metazoa, Nematoda, Chromadorea, Rhabditida, Oxyuridae.